UUUUUUUUUUCUCUACAUACAAAGUUGUGAAAAGUCUCAACCCUUUUUUGUAAUGGCAACGACUACACUUCAACUUUAUUGGGACUUGGCAUCCUUUGAUGCCACAGCUCGUCAAACAGCUGCAGCUGCCCUCAUCAAAUCCUUAUCCGACUUUCAAGCAAAGCAUGAAGAAAGUCUAGAAGCUACUGACAAAGUAGCUGACACAGAGGAAAAAUUGGACCUUUUAUGUGCAUCCGACGUUUCUUAUGCUGUUCGUCGUUUAUUACGUGGUCUUUCUUCUUCAAGACAAGGUGCGCGUCAAGGUUUUUCAUUAGCUCUGACCGAGCUUCUUGCUAUUGUCGAUUGCCUGUCGAUUAAACUUGUACUCGAUUUGUUAUUCAAAUUUACUGAACGCACUAAAUCGAUGAGCGGUGAAGAGAUUCGUGACGUGUUGUUUGGUCGAUUAUUCGGUUUACAAUCUAUUGUUGCUGCCGGCAUGAUCGCGCGAUCCUCAACAACAACAGCUGAUAUUAUACGUAUUGUUGAAAGUCUGCAUGAAAUGGCCACUACUAAAUCCUACCUUGCUGAAGUGUGUCAUCACGUUGUCAUUAACAUGUUAUCUCAUUUCAAAGACACAAAACACCAAGAUGAAGUUGUUGAGAAAAUCAAGGCAUUGUUUUUGGACGGACCUGUCUCUAAUGUCGAUCAAUUAAAUCUUAUCAUUGGCAUGCAACAAAAGCUCAAUAACGUUGAUUUAUCUACGCAAUUAGCCAAGUGGAAAAACCAUAACAUUCUGCAUCCAGCCAACUUGAAGCUCUUAUCCAACAUUUUGAAAGAAAUACCCAGCGAGACUCAAGAAGCUUUGGCUCAAUGGAAGCCUCAAUUGCAUUCUGUCUGGGAUCCUAUUUUGAACAUGUAUUUUUCAGAAAACAAGCCCAAGAAUAUUGCCUCUUUCCAAGAAUUUUGGACUGUGGCUGUUGACAACAGCAUGUUCGAUCGUGAUGCCUCCCAUGGUCGUAAGUACUGGGGAUUCCAACUUGUUGAAAAAGUCCUCCGCCGUCUCUCAUCAGAGCAAAUGCCUUUGAUCUUUACGUCCAACUUUAUGAGAACCUUCAUCAAUAAUUUGGCUUCAGAAGACCGUUUCUUGAACCGUGCUGCUCGACACACUGCUCAAGUUAUUCAAACUGUUGCUGAGGAAAACAAGCAAGUCGGUUUUGCUCUCAUCACACAACUUUUAGGUCAGCACGGUAGUCAACAUUUUGAUCGUAUCACCAAGACCAAAACAGUAGAAAAUCUGUUGACGACGAUGGACACUGAAGGCAUCCAAUUCUACUUGGAAUAUUUGGCUCAUACUUUCAUCGAGUGUUCAUCGGAUGAGGAUGAGGGUGAAAAGAUGAGUGAAGCGAGUCGUGAUUGGGCAUUGAAUCAAUUUACUUUAUUAAUGACAAACUCCAAAAUUCCCAAGAACGAAAGCUGGAUUACCGAGUUGAUCCGUUUCUUCUUGAUUCACUCCUUCUUUGACAUCAACUCCAGUGCAACAAAUGGUAAGAAGAAGAAGAGCGACAGCAAGGAGGGUAGUUACUGGACCGGUCUUUAUAAACCUACACCCGCCUUGUCCCAGGCUACUAUUCGUACUUGCCAGCAAAAGUUCCAAUCCAUUCUCGUUGCCCUCAGCAAACUCGCUCCUACUGAAAAGAUCAGCGCUGGUACACCUAUCAAAACCCGCAAAUUGAAUGGCAUGACAAACGAUGGUGAAUUAUGGGCUUAUAAGGUGUUUGACAUCUAUCAAUCUCUGAAGAAGGAUAAAAAAUUGGUGUCCCAUGUCCAUUUGGAAAAGGAAACAGCCGCUGUCAUCAAUGAGGCUGUCAAGAAGGUAAUGGAGUUGAGAAGCAAGAUGGAAAAGAUUGACAAGAACGAAUGGCAUGAUAGUGUGGAACGUGGUUUUGAAAUCCUCUUGUUGAACUUGAUUCUUCACACUCUCAUCAAUGAAGAGGAAGGUGUCUCUGUUUUAUCAGAAAUUACGGAUUGUUAUGACAAGAUAUUUGCUUCUGCUGCUGCCGCCUCCAAGCGAUCUACUAAAAAGACAAAAAAGGAACAAGAGGAACCAUCGGAUGCUAAUGAAGAGCAACCUGACCCUAUCGAUGUGAUUGUUGAUAUUCUUGUUUCUUUCUUGACAAGUGAAUCACCUGUCUUGAAGAAUCUUGCUGAGCAAGUCUUUGAAAUCUUCUCACACAAGUUGACCAAGCAGUCUCUGGAAAAUUUGAUCGCUAUUUUGGCUGGUGAUGAUAAACAGGGUGAUGAUAUCUUUGAUGAUGAUGAAGAGGACCUCGACGAUGAUGUAGAAAUGAUGGACAUGGAUGAUGUGGAUAUGGUUGACGAAAACGAGGAGGAGGAAGAGGAUGAAGAUGACGAGGAAGUAGACGAGGAGCUCCGUCAAAAGGUAGAAGAAGCCAUGAAGGCACAAGGUAUCAAUGCCACAGAGGAUUCCGACGAAGAAGAAGAUUUGGAUGACGAUGCUAUGGCUGCAUUCGACGAAAAAUUGGCUGAAGUAUUCAAACAAAAGAAACUUGCUAAACAAGAAGGCAAGACCAUGCAACAGAAUAUUGUUCAAUUCAAAAAUAAUGUCAUGGAAUUGCUUGUCAUUUACGCCCGUAAAAAUCCUACCAACCCUCUUGUGCUCAACUUGAUUGUCCCUCUCUUGAACAUUAUCCGCGAUACACCUGCUAAAUCCGUUACCAAUCAGUUUGUGACAAAGGUCAUUGCCUUCUUGAAGACGCGUUUACCAAAGUCACACGAAUAUCCCAAGGAUCAACAUAAUGAUGAUGUUUUUGCUAUUUUACAAGCCGUCCACGACUUUGCCAAGCAAUCUACUUCCAAAGAUACCUCAGAAAUGUGCGUUCAACUUUCUCUUUACCUGCGCAAAUGUAUUUUAGGAGGCGCCGAUUUCGAAGUGACUGAUAGCACAUUGGAUAAAAAGACCAAGAAGGCUUUGGAACGUUUCAUUGCUAUCUACAGCGAUUCAACCAAGUUCUAUCUCGGUACAAAAUCAACCUCGUUCAGUGCAAAUAUCAUUCAGCAGUUAUUACAGCGCUACCCAUUGAAUUGUUGGGACUUGUUGGAUACCUUGGCGACUUACUUGAACAGAGCCAACUGUGCUAAUGCUUAUAGACUCUCCAUGGUGACAAAAUGGAUCAGUUUAAUUGUUCAGCGUACCGUUGGCAAGAAGAACGAAGCCUAUAAUCAAAAGUUCAUUGAAUUGGCACCCAAACUUGUAGAAUCUAUCUUGGCCACCAUUGACUUAUCUUUGAAAGACGAUUCUAAGGGCUUAGAAUACGAAAAUAUGAAACUUUAUUUACGAUUUAUAGCAUUACUUAUUAGACUUUAUAAAAAGGUAGCACCUGAAGCCGUUGAUGUAAAUAAGGUGUGGAAGACUGAAUCCAUCCUAUCCAUUACAAACAAUGAAAAAUAUUCCAAACCAGCCAUUUCUGCAUUAUGUAAGCAGAUUCAACAAUAGUUAUACUUUUUCUCUGUAUCUCUCUUUUUUUUUGUAUUUCUUUUGCUCUACUUUCUGCCCUUUUUUCCUCUUUAUUCCUGUAAACAUAAUCCAUAUACAACAAAUAAACGCUAUAUAAUGAAAACUACGGUUUUCUUAUUUAAUUUAGAAUGCCACAAAGCCGAAUUCUGCGGAUAUGUAUUUUCAUAUUCGCUUCAGUCGCGCCCUUUUUUGAAACUGUUCAAUUAAUUUAGAUCGGAUGAAUUCUGAAAGCACAGCCGCCUUGCUAACUCCUCUUUUUUAAUGCAGAUCAAUAACCAUAAACAAUGGUAACUUUGAUGCUCGUUUUCACUUAUCAAACCAGUCCACAAACACUGACUCUCAAUGUCCCUGCCAUGACUAACAGCUGUUAGAUCUGAUAAAAGAUGUUGUUGUAUAUCAGUCACACAGACAAUGAAAUCAGUGUGAGUAGUACAAUGCAAUAAUUG
This is a messenger RNA of Mycotypha africana, 3960 nucleotides long. Its product is annotated as DNA polymerase phi-domain-containing protein. Gene Ontology annotation, molecular function: rDNA binding; transcription factor binding. The record is from RefSeq and is a predicted model, not a curated record. Gene Ontology annotation, biological process: regulation of DNA-templated transcription. The transcript has 5 exons. Lineage: Eukaryota; Fungi; Mucoromycota; Mucoromycetes; Mucorales; Mycotyphaceae. Gene Ontology annotation, cellular component: nucleolus. Bases 53 to 3493 code for a protein of 1146 amino acids.